UGUUGCAAGGUAACUUCCUCCUGCAAUCCUGUGUUUUCCUGCCGUCGUGGAUCGGGGUGCGAGUUGCGUGAACCUCUCGGCAGCGCUAACGUGUGAAGAACAAGAAGAACAAGAAGAAGAAGAAGAGCGUUCACAAAAAAUGACUCUUCGUUUUCUCUGUCCGCUAAACAUCGAGUGAAUUCGUCACUUUUUUUUCUUUUUUGUCAGGCAGCGACCGACGGACGAUAAUGUUGGCGUCACGUAGGUUCAUCUUCUCAGACUUUGGAAAACAAACCGGGUAUUGUCGGUGAAUCCUCGGGAGAUGGCAGAAUAGUUCGACCUGCGCCUGUUUCUGAGCCCCCCUUGUAAAGCACUUCUGAAGAGAUAGACCCCGAGGUCAACGAUGACGGCCGAGGGAGUGUUUCUUCUGGUUUUGAUCGUCAUUGUCUUUCCGUGUUCCAGCUUGGAAGGUGAUGUCAGCGUGAGAAGCUCUGAAUGUCUGUGUGACGGAGAGUCCUGCAGCAGUGGGAACAGGUGUCUCGGCCAGCAGUGCUUCACCUCUCUCUCUAUACUAAAUGGGACGUCGGUUCUUCAGAAGGGCUGCGUUGAGGCUAACGACGAAGGGUCCUCACGGUGUGGAAACCCACCAACACCAGAGCUGGUGGUAGAGUGUUGCUACGGGGAUUUGUGUAACAUGAACAUCUCCUUGCAGUCACCGGUGAAAGAUAUAGAAGUGUCUGCUGCCAGACCGGUCCUCAGGGAGCAGUUCUGUGUGUGCGAGGGCGGCGUGUGUGAGCGUGACCAUCGCUGCACAGGCCAGCAGUGUUUCUCCUCUCUGAAGAUGAUUGAUGGGGCGGCCGUCCAACAGAAGGGCUGCCUGAGGGACGACGAGGAGGGCAGAGCCACCUGUGCCACGCCACCCUCAUCGGCCCAUGUUGUCAAGUGCUGCCAGGGCCAUCUGUGUAACAUGAACGUCACUGUGCAAGCUCCAGGGAAAGAGGAGGAAGUGAAGCCCCUGAUCAAAGAGGAGCACGAGUGUGUAUGUGAGGGCAGCACAUGUGCAACAGGGAAUCGCUGUAUGGGCCAGCAGUGCUUCUCUUCUCUGACAGUCAGCGCCGGCUUACUGUUGUACCAGAAAGGCUGCUUUAAGAUCUACGAGCAGAGCACGAUGACCUGCAAGACCCCGCCUUCCAGAGACCAGAUUGUGGAGUGCUGCCACGGGCACCUGUGUAACAUGAACAGCACUGUGCAGCUUCCUGUCAAAGCUGACGAGGUGUCUAACUACAGCGUGACCACACUGGCUAUCGUCAUCGUGGCACCAAUCAUCGUCCUCAUCGUCCUCUCUGCCAUCGCCAUCCUGGUGUUCAGACGCAUCCACAACAACCAGAUGGAGAGGCUAACAUCACGAGAUGCCGAGUAUGGAACUAUCGACGGCCUCAUAGCAUCCAACGUGGGGGAGAGCACUCUGGCGGAUCUGCUGGAUCACUCCUGCACUUCAGGAAGUGGCUCAGGACUCCCGUUCCUCGUUCAGAGAACCGUUGCACGACAAAUCACACUCAAUGAGUGUGUGGGUAAGGGUCGCUAUGGUGAAGUAUGGAGGGGUCAGUGGCAGGGAGAAAGUGUUGCAGUCAAAAUCUUCUCCUCCAGAGACGAAAAGUCCUGGUUCAGAGAGACGGAGAUCUACAACACAGUGCUGCUAAGACAUGAGAACAUCCUGGGCUUCAUAGCGUCAGACAUGACCUCGAGAAACUCCAGCACUCAGCUGUGGCUGAUCACUCACUUCCAUGAGAUGGGCUCCUUGUACGACUACCUUCAGCUCAGCACCCUGGAUGCUUCCAGCUGCCUCCGCAUGGCGCUUUCCAUUGCCAGCGGCUUGGCACAUCUCCAUGUCGAAAUCUUCGGCACUCAGGGCAAACCGGCUAUCGCCCACCGAGACUUGAAGAGCAAGAAUAUAUUGGUCAAAAAGAACGGACAGUGCUGCAUUGCUGACCUUGGUCUGGCUGUCAUGCAUUUUCAAGACACCAACGAGUUGGAUGUGGGGAACAAUCCUAAGGUGGGCACAAAGCGCUACAUGGCCCCUGAAGUGCUUGAUGACUCAAUCCAGAUGGACUGCUUUGAGUCCUACAAGAGGGUGGACAUCUGGGCCUUGGGCCUCGUCCUGUGGGAGAUUGCCAGGAGGACAGUCAGCAACGGUAUUGUAGAAGACUACAAGCCACCUUUUCACGAUGUGGUCCCAAGUGAUCCCAGUUUUGAGGAUAUGAAGAAGGUUGUGUGUGUGGACCAGCAGAGGCCCAAUAUCCCAAACAGAUGGUUCUCAGACCCAACUUUAACUUCCAUGGCUAAACUCAUGAAGGAGUGCUGGUACCAGAAUCCUUCGGCCAGAUUAACGGCGUUACGCAUCAAAAAGACUCUGACAAAGAUCGACAACUCUCUGGACAAAAUCAAAACGGAUAUUUGAGUCCGCCUCGAGAGGAAGAGGCAGAAGUACUAAAAGACUUUGAAGACAUCCAGAGGGUGGACCAUCUUAGAGAAAAUCUUAAAAAGACAAAAGACUUGAUGGGUUCGGUGCCCUUAUAGUGGCACAGACCUGUAUUUAUUUUAAAAACACUUGGCGGGACACAUUUUGGCAUCCAAAGAUGGCCGACUGGGCAUUUUUGAGACUGCCAAUGGCCUUGGAAAUAGGAAAAUAUCUAUUCGACUCAUGACAUAGGGGCUGGACUGUUAGAAACGUUCUUCAAGGAAGAAUCUGUUACCCGGGCAUUUGAGUAGGAUCGCUUUUGUUAAAGCCGCAGAUUCAGUUUGACACAUGUUUUAGUUUGAAUGUCUGAGCAUAUUAGCAGUUUCACUUUCUCUCUUCUAUCGUACCGCAAUCGUUCAUUUAUGGCGAAUUCUUUUGGAAAAGAUUUCAACUUGCCAAUUUAAUCUUGUUAAACAGUGAUCACAGCAAGCAGUGUUACGUUUUACUUUUGUGUGUCGCGCACCUGUGUUUACAGUGCUGUCGGAACAAAUCUCAACAAUCCUGUAACGUUCUGUUGUACGGGUGCAUCAACGGCACUGUUCUUUUUCCUGAGAUGUCGUCCGACUGAAGGUACUCUGUUGCAGACCUUUUGUAUAUCACCAUGGAUUUUACAUCAAAUUAUGUACCUGUUCUAUGUUUGUUUCUUCAGCUUUACAGAGACAAAUGCUAAAAGAACAAAUAAAAUAUCUGCUAGAUGACGCUGAACUCUAUUCCUCCAGAGGGCCUGUAAGUAAAGUCUGGAAGCCUGUAUACUGUCUUAACGCGUGCAUUGUUGUCUUAAUGCGUGCAUUGUCAAGUAAAUGAAGUCAAACUUCAGCCUUUUUUAUUUCUUUAACAUUUUAUAUCAAUUAGUGAUUUAUAUUAAUUAAAUAGAAAAACAUGUGGUU
This is a messenger RNA of Acanthopagrus latus (yellowfin seabream), 3384 nucleotides long. RefSeq names its product activin receptor type-1-like. The record is from RefSeq and is a predicted model, not a curated record. Gene Ontology annotation, cellular component: BMP receptor complex; plasma membrane. Gene Ontology annotation, biological process: cellular response to growth factor stimulus; heart development; transforming growth factor beta receptor signaling pathway. The transcript has 12 exons. Bases 383 to 2437 code for a protein of 684 amino acids. Gene Ontology annotation, molecular function: ATP binding; transforming growth factor beta receptor activity, type I; SMAD binding. NCBI's taxonomy places the organism in Eukaryota, Metazoa, Chordata, Actinopteri, Spariformes, Sparidae.